AUGGGCAAUCCUAGGGUUUUUUUCGUUUUAUUAUCAGACGGUUACUUUAAAGUUAAAAAUGUCGUCUGGGGAUGUGAUCUUGUGUUUUUCAACCAGUUGGUGGAUUCCUACAAACAAAAGGGGCUCAACUUUGGUGUAAACAGUUUAAUACAAAUAAAUAUUUCUGUGUUUGUCCUUUUCCAUGAACUGUAUCCAUCUAAGGAAGCAUCAACAAUCCCAGCGGAUCGAGACGGGAUAUUAUCGACCCAGGACUUUAUCACAACCUUACAUAAAAUGGACCUAGAACUUUCCGUGGAGGAAGCACAUUUUAUUUUCCAGACUAACCAUCUCCCAUUGUCACUUUUCAGAUCAGUAUACCCUGGAGCAUCUACAAAAACGAAUCCACUAGUUCACUGUAAAGCUGGGACUUCGUCAUUUGUUGAUACUUGUGAAGUUGAAGUGGUUGCCGAUCCGGAUAUAUCGGUCAACGGUUUCCCCAGUCCUUCACCAACGUUUGCUACGGGGUUUCCGCCUAUUUCCCCUACGGACUCAUGGGUUGAACAAAACAACCGAGAUUCAGUUGAUGCUCAGUCUAUCUCCUUGCUGUCUCUCAAUCUAGAUUCAGAUGAAGAAAAAGGGACUUCCAGUUUACCAACAGCGUCCGGUCAUAAAGUUUCCUCAGUCGAGUCAGUUAACAGUGAGGAAGUUUCUGUUCAAGAGACAAAAGUUGAUUUACUUUCUCAUUCUACUGUAUGUUCAAGAAAUUGUUCAGGUUAUAGUGAAAAUACAAAUAUUCAUCAUCAGGUCUUAAAACCUUCAGGAAACACUUUUACUGUGCCGUUAUCAGACAAUAAUUCAUGGGUUUCAGAUGUCAUGACACAGUCGGUGAACUAUUUGCAUCGAAAAACAGAUCCUCAAUUAAGGAGUGAAAGUUCAAGCAGUUUAGAUGAUCUUCAUCGUCGCGGGUCGCUCGAUGAUAACAAGGAGUUAAUUAAUAUUGUACAGUGUAGUUCAAGCUCUGAUUCAGAACUUGACUAUAAGUUUGAUCAGGAAUAUUUCAUUCACUACAAUAAUCUCCAGAAUUCAAGAAGUUUGAAGUUAGUCGACACAAAUAGCGUUGUUCACACGUCUGGUAAUUGGCCACUAGAUAAUAGUAAACUUUCAAGAUUAGAACACAAAAGAAUCUACUCAGAACCCAUUGAUAAGUCUUUAGACACAGAAUCACAAAUUAUCUCACCAAUUUAUCAUCAAAACUCGUCCAGCUAUUCUAAUUCCAAAGACAAUGUCUACGAAAAAAGUUCGUCUUCAACAUGUUCCAAUUCAGCAGUCAGCAAGCGAUCUGAUCGUUAUAUUCGCGAUAUUGAUGUACUUGAGGUUGCUGGAGUCCCAUUUUCAUAUGAAGAUGUCGUAUAUUCGACAAAUGAAGAGUUUCGCCAUCUGAGAGCCACUCGUGGUUUAACAGAGGAACAGCUAACAGCUAUGUCGGAUGCACGUAGACGAGCUACUAACCGUCAAGCAGCCGAACGAUGUCGCCGUUCUAAGGUUGCUGCUCGUGAUGAAUUAGCAGAACGUCUGGCUGACCUUCGCUUACAAAGGCAGGCACUAAAUAAGCGUCUGGUUAAAGCUCGUCAACGUAAACGUGAUGCAAGAGAUAAUCUUACUGAAGAACAAAACCGUCUGUUGCAUAUGUUGCAUGACUCUAAUGGUUGCACAUUAAAACCUUCCGAUUGGCGCAUUCAUCUAACUACAGAAGAUGAAAUUGUGGUUGUAUCAGUUGGACAUUAA
Schistosoma curassoni is the source of this 1764-nucleotide messenger RNA. The record is from the annotation of a GenBank genome assembly. NCBI's taxonomy places the organism in Eukaryota, Metazoa, Platyhelminthes, Trematoda, Strigeidida, Schistosomatidae.